Messenger RNA from Sinocyclocheilus anshuiensis, 564 nucleotides. RefSeq names its product arg8-vasotocin receptor-like. Gene Ontology annotation, biological process: cellular response to hormone stimulus; regulation of systemic arterial blood pressure by vasopressin; G protein-coupled receptor signaling pathway. Gene Ontology annotation, cellular component: plasma membrane. Lineage: Eukaryota; Metazoa; Chordata; Actinopteri; Cypriniformes; Cyprinidae. Gene Ontology annotation, molecular function: vasopressin receptor activity; peptide binding. The annotation marks the transcript as partial. The record is from RefSeq and is a predicted model, not a curated record. The transcript has a single exon.
UGCACAAUGAAGCUCUGGGCAGCGCGCACCUCUCCACAUACCUGAGAGAGCGUACGCGAUUUUAUGCAUGAAAAUCAUAGCUCGUUUCCAAACCCAACCAUGGGCAACGCGUCGAAACAAACCACGGCGAACAACGACACCGACCCGUUCGGCAGGAACGAAGACGUUGCCAAAAUGGAGAUCACGGUUUUAAGCGUCACCUUCCUCGUGGCGGUGAUCGGAAAUCUGUGCGUGCUGCUGGCCAUGCACAACACUAAGAAGAAAAGCUCACGCAUGCACCUGUUCAUCAAGCACCUGAGCCUCGCGGACCUGGUGGUGGCUUUCUUCCAGGUUCUUCCACAGCUCUGCUGGGAGAUCACCUUCAGGUUUUACGGACCUGACUUCCUUUGCCGGAUUGUCAAGCAUCUCCAGGUCCUAGGGAUGUUCGCGUCCACCUAUAUGAUGGUGAUGAUGACACUGGACCGCUACAUCGCCAUAUGCCACCCUCUGAAGACCCUCCAGCAGCCCACGAAGCGCGCCUAUAUCAUGAUCGGGUCCACUUGGCUCUGCAGCCUGUUGCUCAGC